UUUGGCUCCAGCGCCGCAGAGAACAUCUCUUGCGCGGCCGGGAAGGAAGACCCCCACGUGGUUUUCCGGCUCCGAACAAGCAGAGGACGGCCAUGGCGGGCCUGGAAAGCCUCUGCUUCGAGCCGGUGGGCGAAUCCACGGAGGCGAAAUGGCUCUACCAGCCAGGACAGGGCUCCUACAGAAAGGUGAACAGCUAUCAGCACGUGGGCGUGGGCAAAGGAGACUUCAUCAAGGAGGAUGGCUUUUAUGGAGGUGAGUGGGUCCCUGUAGGCAAGGGCAGCGGAUCCUUCAUCAGGAUCCAGACGUAUCAGCACGUGGGAGAGGGCCUAGGUGACUACGACAAGGAAGAGAUCACCAGCUAUUCGGCCUGGCGCCUGAGGCCCAGCUGCGUGGUGCUCUUCUCGCUGAUCCUGCUGGGGCUCGUGGCGCUGCUAGCCUUCAUGUCCUUCGGCAGCGGGAGCGCGUGGGACACGUUGAAAUCCAAUGUGGGCCUCCAGAGCUACGACUGCUCCGCAGAGUUCGAGCAGUGGCGAAAUGCCUGGAGCGAGGGCAAGAGACAGUGGUGCUGCCGGACCGCCAACCGCGGCUGCGCCGCGACGCACAGCUUCGGCGACCGCAGCUCGCAGGACCUCUACGACUGCAACUCCAACGUCCAGACCUGGCGAGAAGCCUGGACGCCGGGGCAGAAGCUCUGGUGCUGCAGCGUCUACCACCGCGGCUGCGAAGCGCCCCACCAGGGCGGGCCGGAGGAGGGCCUCUACAACUGCCGCACGGGGGGAUCGCCCUCGGUGUGGACCUUGUCCAAGCAGCACUGGUGCUGCCAGAAGACGGGCAUCGGCUGUAACCUGGCCACGCACGGCCCGGGCGGUGGAAGCCCGCCGGUGAGCUUCAACUGCCACGUGGAGCAGGUUGGCCAAUGGUCAGUGAUGAAGAGACACUGGUGCUGCGCGCACCAGAAGCUCGGCUGCGCACACGCGGCCCCGCGGCCCGCGCCCCCGGUGCAUGUGUCGCACUCGGAGCCCUUUGAUUGCAUGGCGGGCUUCUUGAAUUGGCAGCAGGGCUGGUCGUUGCCGAAGAAGAAGUUCUGCUGCCAGCACCACCACCGCGGUUGCGCGGCACCCCACCCGCAUCCGAUGCCUCAUCCAGUCCCUCAUGUGGUGCAUCACACGCCAGCACCACACACGCAGCCACCUACCCAUCCUCCCACCCAUGCUCCCACCCAUGCUCCCACGCAUGCGCCACAGGAGAGCUGCGAGGGAGAUGUUAGGAGCUGGCCCGCCUUGAAGAGAAACUUCUGCUGCAUCCACCACCACAAGGGUUGCGUGACCACGGCUCCACCGCCUCAGUGCGAGGCGAAGUGCAGCGUGAAGAAUCAGCUCCACAGCUGUAAAGACCGCAUCAACUACACCGCCUCGCACACCUUUGCCCACGAGCACAACGCCUGCGUCAAGGCGCUGACGAUGGUCCAUGGCGAGUGCGACGUGUGCUCCGGCUGCACCGUGGAGAACGCGCAGUGCAAGGCGCUGCCCACCUUCGACUGCGACGCGGCGGUGGCCAACGCGGCGAGCGCGUGGUCCGAGCAGAAGAAGGCGUGGUGCUGUAAGAAUGAGAUGAAGGGCUGCGCCAGCCACUAUGAGUGCGAGAACAUUCACGAACUGCAUAGCUGGUCCUAUGCCAAAAAGGCGUGGUGCUGUCAGCACAAGGGCGCAGGCUGCGUUGGCAGCAGCGCCCCCAGCCAGUCGCCGGGCGAGGGUCAUGAGUGGAAGCACGAGCAGGUGGACGGCACCUGGACGUGGCUGAAGAAGGUGAUCCAACAGCACGGCGCCCCGCCGGUGGAGCACGGCGCGGAGAGCGGCGGGUCCAGCGAGGGAGGCUUCGAUUGCCAGGAGGGGCUUUCGAACUUUGUCCACGGCUGGGCCAACUCGAAGAAGCACUGGUGCUGCGCGCACCAAGGUGUGGCUUGUACCGGACCAGUGAAGCCCACGGUGCCGCUGCAGCACGGCCACCAGUGGACCCGGGUGAAGGCUGCAGAAGGCGUCUAUGUCUGGCAGCAGGUGAAGAGCCAUGUGACCAAGACCUACAACUGCGUCACCGGGUUGGAAGAUGCAUCACGGUGGACCUCGGAGAAACGCGACUACUGCUGUCAGCACUUCAACAAGGCCUGUUGAGAGGUCCUGAGGUCAGAAGCCCCGCGCGGCUCUUAGGUAAACCGUCCAGUGCUUGGCGCGGGACUUGGGAUUCCUGGAGAAACGGGUGCCCAAGUGUUUUGCGGAGAAGGGAGUGCUGGCCGCCAGCGGAAGAGAUUCUGAAGAAGGAUCUCUUGUAGCGGCGAAGGCGGGUUUUGGCUUGAUGCACGAGAUUUGAGUAGCUG
Durusdinium trenchii is the source of this 2371-nucleotide messenger RNA. The record is from the annotation of a GenBank genome assembly. NCBI's taxonomy places the organism in Eukaryota, Dinophyceae, Suessiales, Symbiodiniaceae.